Grammomys surdaster is the source of this 694-nucleotide messenger RNA. RefSeq names its product regenerating islet-derived protein 3-beta. The record is from RefSeq and is a predicted model, not a curated record. The coding region runs from base 6 to 533 and encodes 175 amino acids. The transcript is spliced from 5 exons. Gene Ontology annotation, biological process: positive regulation of cell population proliferation; venom-mediated disruption of cell wall in another organism; antimicrobial humoral immune response mediated by antimicrobial peptide. Gene Ontology annotation, molecular function: signaling receptor activity; oligosaccharide binding; peptidoglycan binding. NCBI's taxonomy places the organism in Eukaryota, Metazoa, Chordata, Mammalia, Rodentia, Muridae.
ACAAGAUGCUGCCUCGCAUGGCCCUCCUCCUCAUGUCCUGGAUGCUGCUUUCCUGUCUGAUGCUCUUAUCUCAGGUGCAAGGUGAAGACUCCCAGAAUAACAUACCUUCUGCACGCAUUAGUUGCCCCAAGGGCUCUCGGGCUUAUGGCUCCUACUGCUAUGCCUUGUUUCAGAUACCACAGACCUGGUUUGAUGCAGAACUGGCCUGCCAGAAGAGGCCCGAAGGACACCUCGCAUCUGUGCUCAAUGGAGCUGAAGCUUCAUUUCUAUCCUCCAUGGUGAAGAGCACAGGGAACAGCUACCAAUAUACUUGGAUUGGGCUCCAUGACCCCACACUGGGUGCUGAACCCAAUGGAGGCGGAUGGGAGUGGAGUAACAAUGACGUGAUGAAUUACUUUAACUGGGAGAGGAACCCAUCUACUGCCUUAGACCGUGGUUUCUGUGGCAGCUUGUCGAGAGCUUCUGGAUUUCUAAGAUGGAGAGAUACUACAUGUGAGGUGAAGUUGCCCUAUGUCUGCAAAUUUAAGGGUUAAACUUAUGAGAAAGCAAACAGCCCAAAUUUGUCCUGAAGAACAUCAUGGUCAAUGGACAAAAUGUGAAGACUCACCUAGAAAAAGCAUGUUCUAUCUAUAGUCCACAUUAGAGCCCUAGUCUGCUCUCUUUAGAUCUUUAUUUAGUCCUUUCUGUAGAGGUU